GGUAGUAGUGGUUACCCGCCCCCCACGCUAUCUUGUAGACACAUUUUUGUCUUGCUUGGCAAGCUAACCAGACCUUUUCCCUCAAUGCUCAUCACCACAUUGCAAUCAGAUAUAGCUAGCUGACGUUACAUGUGGUUCUGUAAUUUCAAACUAUCUUAGCUAUGUUGAUGGUUUGCUAAGCAAGUUUAUAUUUUGGGCACAUUUGGAAUACAAUGCCAUCUUCGAUGGAAGGAUCUUCUAGAGAAGGUGACCUGUUUACUGUGAAACAUGAGCUGAAAAAUGCCAACCUGACUGGCCACAUAGAGAGGGUGGGCAUCGAGAACUUUGAGCUGCUAAAGGUGCUGGGAACUGGAGCCUAUGGCAAGGUUUUCCUGGUGCGCAAAGUGAGCGGUCACAAUGCAGGGCAACUAUACGCCAUGAAGGUGUUGAAGAAGGCCACAAUAAUACAGAAGGCCAAGACAGCAGAGCACACACGCACAGAGAGACAGGUUCUGGAACACAUCAGACAGUCACCGUUCCUCGUCACCCUCCACUACGCCUUCCAGACGGACACCAAGCUGCACCUCAUACUAGAUUAUGUGAACGGUGGGGAGCUCUUCACACACCUGGUGCAGAGGGUUCGGUUCAAGGAGCAGGAGGUAGCCUUGUACAGUGGAGAGAUAGUGCUGGCACUGGAGCAUCUACACCAGCUGGGGAUAGUCUACAGAGACCUGAAGCUGGAGAACAUCCUCAUGGACUCCAGCGGGCACAUAGUGCUCACAGACUUUGGCCUGAGCAAAGAGUUUGACGAGUUGGAGAGGGCUUACUCUGUCUGUGGCACCAUUGAGUACAUGGCCCCAGAGAUCGCAGAGGGAGGAGAGGCUGGACAUGACAUGGCAGUAGACUGGUGGAGCCUUGGGGUAUUGAUGUAUGAACUUAUGACAGGCGGAUCACCAUUCACCGUCGAUGGAGACGAGAACUCUCACACAGAUAUCGCCAAGAGGAUCUCAAAGAAGGACCCUCCGUUCCCUAAAGACAUGGGCCCUCUGGCCAAAGACCUCAUCCAGGGCCUCCUCAUCAAAGACCCAAAGAAGAGACUGGGCUCUGGGCCUGACGGAGCAGAAAACGUUAAGAAACAUCCAUUCUACCAGAAGAUUAACUGGGAGGACUUAGCGGCUAAGAGGGUGCCCGCCCCGUUCAAGCCGGUGAUCAGGGAUGAGCUAGAUGUCAGCAACUUUGCGGAGGAGUUCACUGAAAUGGACCCCACCUACUCCCCUGCAGCUCUGCCUCAGAACUGUGACCGCAUCUUUCAGGGCUACUCGUUCAUGGCCCCCUCCAUCCUGUUCAAGUGGAACGCUGUAAUGGACGACACACUACAGCUGUGUGGAGGAUCAGGGUCACAGAGGCCGGGGUCUGCUGCCGUGGCCCGCAGCGCCAUGAUGAAGGACUCUCCGUUCUAUAUGAACUAUGAGAUGAACCUGAAGGACAAUGCUCUGGGCGAGGGCAGCUUCUCCAUCUGUAGGCAGUGCACCCACAAGAAGACUGGCCAGAAGUACGCUGUGAAAAUCGUCAGCAAGAGGAUGGAGGCCCAGACACAGAAAGAGAUUGCAGCUCUGAAACUCUGCGACGGCCACCCCAACAUCGUCAAGACUCAUGAGGUAUACCAUGACCAGCUGCAUACGUACCUGGUGUUGGAGCUGCUGCUCGGUGGAGAGCUGCUGGAGAGGAUCCGGAGGAAGAGGCACUUCAGUGAGACGGAGGCCAGCCGCAUCAUGAGGAGACUGGUGUCAGCCGUCAGCCACAUGCACGAUGUGGGAGUGGUGCACAGGGACCUCAAGCCAGAGAACUUGCUGUUCACAGAUGAGAGCGAGAACUCGGAGAUAAAGAUCAUAGACUUUGGGUUCGCCCGGCUGAAGCCCCCCGACAACCAGCUGCUGAAGACGCCGUGUUUCACCCUGGCCUACGCCGCGCCGGAGAUCCUCAAAUACGACGGCUACGACGAGUCAUGUGACCUCUGGAGCCUGGGCGUCAUCCUGUACACCAUGCUGUCGGGCCAGGUGCCGUUCCAGUGUCAGGGGAAGAGUUUGACCCACACCAGUGCUGAAGAGAUCAUGAAGAAGAUUAAACAGGGAGACUUCUCCUUCGAGGGCGAGGCCUGGAGGAGUGUCUCGCAGCAGGCCAAGGACCUUAUACAAGAGCUGCUGACAGUGGACCCUGACAAGCGGAUCAAGAUGUGUGGUCUGAGGUACAACGCCUGGCUCCAGACGACAGCCAGCUCUCCCAACCCUCUGAUGACACCAGACAUCCUGGGCUCCUCCACCACCGUGUCCGUACACACCUGCAAGGCUACCUUCAACGCGUUCAACAAGUGUAAGCGGGAGGGUUUCCGUCUGCAGACGGUGGACAAGGCCCCGCGCAAGAGGAGGAAGAUGAAGAAGACCAGCACCGCACAGAGACCAGGAGCAGCUCCGGGUGAGAGUACCCACUCCUCUUCCCUCCUCUCCCAGUCCCACCAGGACACCACUCUCUUCCUC
Salvelinus sp. IW2-2015 is the source of this 2513-nucleotide messenger RNA. RefSeq names its product ribosomal protein S6 kinase, polypeptide 5 (gene rps6ka5). Gene Ontology annotation, molecular function: magnesium ion binding; ATP binding; protein serine/threonine kinase activity. Gene Ontology annotation, biological process: intracellular signal transduction; regulation of DNA-templated transcription; peptidyl-serine phosphorylation. The record is from RefSeq and is a predicted model, not a curated record. Lineage: Eukaryota; Metazoa; Chordata; Actinopteri; Salmoniformes; Salmonidae.